AUGUCCAUGUCGACUCCUCCACCGUACGGUAUGCCUGAUGACAGCCGCGGUCGAGACCGUAUCUCCGAAGAAGGACACGACAAUUCCGAACCUUCUAAAGAGAGCCCGCAGCUCGAAGGCGAGAUUUACGCGACUCGACUGCCGUAUUUGGCUUCAUUUGAUACGCACAGGCGGUUGCGGCGCUUCCUGGAUUUCGCGCACAGCGUCCCUGCUAGCGUCAUGUGGGGUCCGGCGUCCGCGUCGCACGUGUUGCACGACCCUACGGUCGGCCUACCCAUCAAGAUCUGGAUCGUCGGUACCGUAGUUGACCUAUCGGCUAACGUUACGGGCGGGGUUCUCGUAGGGCGGCCCGGUCCCUAUUCAGCCACGGUGCUGCGCGUCCGAUUGCUGCGAACAGUUGACAGCGGCCAUAUGGCGCGUCUCAUCUGUUUGGGUCGUCGUAAGCCGUGGUUCGACGGAGACAUUUUCGAGUGCGGAAAUAUGAACAAGGCUGUUUGGGAUAACCAGCAUAUGUUCGCGGGUGUGUACGACGCCACGCAAUAUUUCCGGGCCAAGAGCCUGAUGGAGCGCCUCCCGUUAUCGGACGUGGUACUUGGCGACGUUGUAUUGGCGGAGUGUUACUGUAUCAGGACUCUGGAGGUUACGGGCGGGCGCGCCGUCAAGCCUGCAACCUGGAGGGCUUACAACCUGCAACGCGACAAACGACGUGCUAGUGCCCUUCACGCACAUAUCAGACUCUUUCAAGUCCUACUCAUGAUCACAUCCACCAGGAACGUCACCGCGGCGUACUACACUCCCGGCGCACCCAUCCGGCUGAUAUCUGUCCCAGUCCAACACUUCAACUUCGACGACGGCUUCGAGCAACCGCUGCUGGACGGCAUACUUCAUGGAUCCGCACACGUCGAGCGUCACGUACUCAAGCUUAGUAGUAGUAUGGCGGACUACCUCGUUUUCGUCGCUACGAAGCCCAUGCUCGAUCGCCAAACUCGUCUGCUCAGGAGGCGAUACGGAAACCUCAUUUGGGACGGUGAUCUGGUGAUCUUCCGCCGUUCUCUUAAUAAGCAAGGGUUCGUGAACAUGCGCAAAGGAGACCGUCAGCGCUCAAACACCAUCGCCGGGAGUAUAAAGCACGACGACGACCGUGGCAUGAUGUAUCUCAAGAACGGCACCUCCAUUCGCGUCAAUAUCUCUUGGCAGCAGAUGUCGUCGAGGUCGCAACUGCCCACUCUGCAAACCGUCGUCACCGUCGACGCACCGCGUCCUCCGGGCACCGAUCUUUUCGUACCCCACGAUCCGUUCGUGCGGCCGAUGUACCUGUUCUCCACUCAUCGUGGGUUAAACGGCGUGCCGGGGAACGUUAUAGUGGACGGAGAAGUAACGCAGCUCAUCUACCGCCCCAGUCGCAGCACCGGGGACAUGGUGCUGAUCUUACCCGCCGAAGACCACGCGCCGCCGACCGAGGGCGCGAUACAGACUUCUUACAGAAGCGUUGUGCCGCCGGGGAGUCUGAUUCGCACCUAA
Messenger RNA from Trametes versicolor FP-101664 SS1, 1521 nucleotides. RefSeq lists its product as uncharacterized. NCBI's taxonomy places the organism in Eukaryota, Fungi, Basidiomycota, Agaricomycetes, Polyporales, Polyporaceae. Bases 1 to 1521 code for a protein of 506 amino acids. The transcript has 11 exons. The record is from RefSeq and is a predicted model, not a curated record.